CUUAGAGCACAGAAAGGUGUUGACUUCAGUGAAUAAAUCCCGUUACAUGAGUUUAUUCACGUCUGUUGAGUGUUAAUGAGCGGCGUUUAAUCUGGGGAGGGCCGCUUCAGAGGCACUCAUCACACUUUUUUCUGGAGAUGCUUGUUCUUCUGAGUGAAGAUGAAAGUGUUGGUGAAGUGUAACAGGUCAGAGACAGAUACAUCGAUCAGUUCAUGGGGAGGGAGAGACUCUGAGAGGGAGAGAGACUCAGAGAGUUAAAAUUAUCCACCUAAAGCCAAUCCUCCUCAAGCUGAUCAGUGGCUGAAUGGACUAACCAGCGAGAGGACUUCAAACUUGCAGCCGGCGGGUAAGGGCUCUCUGGGAUUUGAUGGAUGUUUAGAAGCCGAAGUUAAAAGGAUUAUUCCCAGCAGCACAGGAGGUCCUUGGAGCCGAGAGGGAUCACCUGCCUGGCGGCGGCCCAACACCGAUUCACCCCCCCAGAGACUGUGGCAGAACCGUCAGCAAACAUCACCUGAGCUUUCGCCGACGAGCUAUGGAGACAAGUAACCUUGAGUAACUGUUUGUCUACAAGACCAACCUGCAGAGUCAAAGAGUUUUGUUGGAGUCUAAAAAGGAAUUUAUGCCACCGGAUACAAGAUUUCAUCCACACUUCACUUGUUGAUAUGAUUUGCCCCAACAUUUUCCAACCCAACGCCAAUGACUCCCAUACAUGGUGUUGAUCACAACAAAGUUAAAGCCUGGGUGGACUUUGGACUUUUAUCGAAGAGAAAUUUGGACUGUAAUCAAACAUGGCCAGAGAUGUCAGUCCUCUGAGCCUCAUGCUUUUGUCUGCGAGACACCAGCAAUGGGUUGGAGCCUCUCUGGGGUUUGUCGUCCCCUUUUCGCCCAUUCGCUCUCUAAUUUUUUACUACUUCCUGUCGUGUGCAACAGCAGCAGGUAGUUUACCUGGCAUAGAAUACGAUUAUGGCAUUAGCCCCAAAUUUGUGUGCACCCCUGUUCCUCCUGAGGCAGACCCCAGUUGCUUUUCACCGCCCAGCGUGCCCCAUGGGCCGAGCGGUAACGGGCAGAGCGGCGGCCCCGGCGGCGGCGGCAACCGGAGGGUCAUGAUGUCCGACGAGGCCAAAGCCACCAUCUUGCACCUGCGCGAGAGCCUGGUGAGGCAGAAGGAAACCAUCCUGGACCAGCGGGAGACGAUCAGGGAGCUGACGGCCAAGCUCACCUUGUGUGAGGGCUUCGGGGGUCACCACAGCACCGGGCAUCGCGACAGCCACCACGACCCCCACCACGACAACCACCACGACACACAUCAUGACAACGACGGCCACCAUGACGACCACGACGAGCAUCACGGCGGCCACCACGGGCCGUCGUCCUUGCACCACGGGCCUUCGACGCAUCACGGCAGCGAUCGCCACUACUCCCACGGCAGCCACAGGACGGACACCCACCACAGGAAGAGCUCGUCACACGGCAAACACAACUCCUUCUCCCCAGAGCAGACUGGAAAAACCCUGCAGACGCUCAAAGAGAGGCUGGAGAGCUUGCAGGCCAGGAACUCCUCCAGCUCUUACUCCAGCUCCCUGAGGGAACUCCUCCAGCGGAAGAUCAACGCUCUGGAGGAGCAGCUGCACAGCUACUACAGAGACCACCACGACUACGGUCACCAUAACGACCACCACGACGACCGCCACGACGACCACCACGACGACCAUCACGACGACCACCACGACGACCACCAUGACGACCACCACGGAAGCAGGCACUACGACGACCAUCACGACGACCACCGUGGCAACAGCCACCACGGCGGCGGUCACCGCGACGACCAUCACAGCGGGCAUCACAGCAGUCGCCACGGCAGCAGCGGCAGCGGCGGCAGCAGCAGGUACAACCCUAACAGUGGUCACCACAGUCGCCAUCGCGAUCACCACUACGACCGCCACUUCGACCACCACUACGACUGGAACCACGGUCGCGGUCACGGUCGCCACGGCAGCCUCCACAGCGACUACCACGACGAUCACCACAACGAUCACCACGACGACCACCACGACGACCAUCACGACGACCACCAUGACGACCACCAUGACGAUCACCAUGACGACCACCACGGACAUCACGACACCGACCACCACGACCGUCACGAUGGCGGCCAUUCCCCGCGGCGGCUGCCUGUCAGCAGCAAAGACAGGAGUGUGCAGAGCGCCGGCCACAGCAAACUGGAAACGGUGCUCGGUCAAAUCCACCACAAUCACGGACCCCACAAGAAGCUAAAGAGUCCCAGUGCCUUCCUGCUUGACUUCCCCAUGAGGACCAGCCACAUGUACGCCAGGAUGAAGCGGUCGGUGGUCACCGAGAUCUUCGCCAUGACCAUCUGCCUGAGGCUGAAGGCGGGGGCGGGUCCCGGCCUGGGCACGCCCUUCUCCUACGCGGUACCCGGCCAAGCCAACGAGGUGGUGCUCAUUGAAUGGGGCACCAACCCCAUGGAGCUGCUGAUCCAUGACAAGGCCGUGACUUUGCCCGUAACCAUGACAGACGGGAAGUGGCAUCAUGUGUGCGUGACAUGGGCAACACGUGACGGCGUGUGGGAGGCCUACCAGGACGGCGUGAAGAAAGGCUCGGGGCAGAACCUGUCGCCCUGGCAUUCCGUCAAACCAGGGGGCGUCUUCAUCCUGGGCCAGGAGCAGGACACGAUGGGAGGCCGCUUCGACGUUUCUCAGUCCUUCAUGGGGGAGCUGUCGGACCUCCAGUUCUGGUCCAGAGUCCUGACGCCCAGCGAGAUCUACGCCCAGGCGACCUGUGAAGGCCACCUCGUCGGCGACGUCAUGUCCUGGUCGGAGGAACUGCUGGAGCUUCACGGAGGACUCGAUGAGCUUCCCUUUGACCCCUGCCACUGAGGAAGCACCGAUGAACCCCCCACCGCCCAAAGCUGUAGGACCGACGUUACCAAAUAACUGAUUAUAAGAAAAAAUAAAAAAGGCUGGAGAGUGGAAAAGUAUAUAUUUGGUCACGGAUCAAUUAAUUUCAUCUCUUGCUCUGGUGUUUCAUCAUGUAGGUCUGCAAAACUUCAUUAUACGAGCUCGGCCUCGAGCAUCUGGCAGAGCAAGGACUUACUUUUCCUUUUUCUUUUUGCCAUUCCUUUCCGAUCUUUUCUGCCUUCUCCGCCUACACCGUCACACCCUCGCCCCGACGCUCCCAGCAGGAGAGAAGUGAGCGAGCGCUGGCCGUGGGAUUUAAUGGCUGCGUGGUCAUGACCGCGGCUGCUCGGGCGGAUCCAGAACACAUAAUAGGAUUUCCUUCCUUUCAAAGCAGGUCCGAAGGUUGCUGGUUGCCAUUAACCCGCCCGGGUCUGCUUGUUUUCGGUGUGUGAGCGGGCAUGUUCGUCUGAAGG
Mugil cephalus (flathead mullet) is the source of this 3391-nucleotide messenger RNA. Its product is annotated as neuronal pentraxin-1-like. The record is from RefSeq and is a predicted model, not a curated record. Lineage: Eukaryota; Metazoa; Chordata; Actinopteri; Mugiliformes; Mugilidae. The transcript has 6 exons. The coding region runs from base 789 to 2897 and encodes 702 amino acids.